Boleophthalmus pectinirostris (great blue-spotted mudskipper) is the source of this 1681-nucleotide messenger RNA. RefSeq lists its product as uncharacterized. The transcript is spliced from 7 exons. The coding region runs from base 284 to 823 and encodes 179 amino acids. Lineage: Eukaryota; Metazoa; Chordata; Actinopteri; Gobiiformes; Gobiidae. The record is from RefSeq and is a predicted model, not a curated record.
CCUUCACUUAUUUGUGCAUAAUGUAAUUGGGUGCUCAAUAAAAAUAAAAUAAUAAUAAUAAAAAAACACUUUUAACAAAAUAAUAAUAAUAUGACUUAAACAAAUAUGAAUAAUAAUAACUUUUAGAACUCAAAAUAUUUUGGGUUGAAUCGGCCAUGGAACUCUAUCACGUGGAGACCGAUCUCGUGAGAUUUAAGAGUAGCGUGGUUUAAAAAAAAAAAGUAAAAAAGCUUAGUCCGAUCAGCUAACAUUUCUCCAAAAGGUGGGUUAAAUUAAAAACAAAAUGAAUACGAUUACAUUCGGGACCACCAGUGAACCACUUCGGAUUGCUGCAGCUUGGAGAGACCAAUCAGCAGAGGAAUUUGAUGAUAGGGGCAAUAUUGACCCAAAUCGACUUCUACAAUGCCCCUUUGAUAAAAAUCACCAAAUUAGAGCCUGCCGUUUCCCUUACCACCUCAUCAAGUGUCGCAAGAAUCACCCCAAACUGGCCAAUGAGCUGAAGACCUGUCCAUAUAACGCCUAUCAUCUGGUCCCGAAGCAUGAGCUGAACCACCACACAGAAACUUGUGAAAACCGGAUAACUUUAGACACUGUGGAUGAUGCAGUUACAAACGGUAAUCAUUGGCAGGUUCCAGUCAGCACAUGGGUGAAUCCCAACCCUAUGGAGGACUGGGAUGCAGAAGCUGAGGAUCAAGUGGUUUGUUUUGUGUGGGGUGAAAACACUGCUGUGAAUGCCAGACGAGAAAUGAGAUCCACAAAUAAUCUUGGACCAAGUUGUAGAGUACCCGACACCCUGCCCUGGUCAAGCUUCAAGCUGGAGUAAACUGCAGUAUGCAUGCUUCACUAAGUCUUUGUAAAAGUAAUCAGUGUUUGUCUGUUACAUUUUAUAUCUUAGUACUGGAUACAUAACAUUAAUGGGACUGGAGUUUUUUUUUUUUAUUGCAUGCCUAACUCCACAAAACCAUUAUAGGUUGUUUCAUGCAUGUUUUAUUAAAAUCUACUGGUGGUGUCUUAAAAUCUGGGACAUUUCUACAUACUAAGAGCAAUCAUUUUAUGACCUGAAACAGGACAGUAGUUUAUCUAGAGAGGGAGUCUAAUUACUUGUGUGUAAAUUAGCCAUAUCAUACUAAUGGGGAAACCAUGUUUGAAGUUCACAUGUUUUUGUUUUGAAGUCUAAGGGAGUUGACUGGGAGAAUGUGUUGUCAGAUGGACUUUGUUGUUCUAUUGCAUGACUGUUAGAUGGCGCUGUUGUAUUAGAUUGGCAGCCUCAUUUCUUUAUAGAACUGAGUCAGCUUUUCAGUUUGUUUAAUAGCCCUGUCCUCUCCCUUAUAUUAAAACAUUAUUUGAUUUGGCAGUUCCAGUUGCAGUUCUUGUCUUAAAUUUGAGCUAAUGUUGUGGUUUGGUUCUAUAGGAGUUUGGAUGACCUCUUCAUCCACCUCAUAUAAAAUCAGGCUGAAUAUGUAAUAUAUUAGUACCUGUUAUUGCUACUUUGCCGCUGAUGUCACCAACAUUCCCUGGGGGUGUGAUGCUAAGUGUAACUCUCAGGCUUUAUUAGACUGUACUCUUUAUUUUAACAUAAUCUAACCAGAAAGAACUGACUUGGCUAGAACUGGAGAGCUGAUUUGUGCUGUUUAAUAAGCUCCUGUCAAAUAACAUUAAAGUCAUAAGCUAGCUAGCAUUA